CUAACUCUAAACCCUCCUGUCCAAAGCUCCCGGCUCCCGGCUCCCGCACCUCAUCCUUCCUCGACUUUCAACAACGAAAUCCUCCUUCAUCCGCCUAUAAAUCAAAAUGCUUUCUGGCAUAUUGAUCUUUAAUCAGAAGGGAGAGAACUUAAUCUUUCGCGCAUUCCGAAAUGAUUGUCGGCCUCGACUCGCAGAUGUCUUUCGAAUUCAAGUCAUCUCCAAUGCUCAAGUUCGUUCACCAAUCCUUACUUUAGGAAGCACAACCUUCAGUCAUGUCAAACACGAGAACAUAUACUUGGUCGCGAUUACCAAGAGUAAUGCCAAUGCUGCGCUGGUCUUCGAAUUCUUAUAUAGAUUGAUUGCGCUGGGAAAAGGUUACUUUGGGAAAUUUGAUGAAGAAGCGGUUAAGAACAAUUUCGUACUGGUAUAUGAACUUUUAGAUGGUGAGUUAGUUCAAUGCGCAAGUCGCAAAUGUUAAAUCUUCCAGGAGCUAAUGCAUUUGCGAAAUAGAAAUCUUAGAUUUUGGAUAUCCUCAAAAUACUGAGACGGAUACUUUAAAGAUGUACAUCACAACGGAAGGUGUCAAAUCAGAACGAACCAUGGAAGACUCGGCCAAGAUUACAAUGCAAGCAACCGGAGCUUUAUCAUGGAGGAAAGCCGAUGUUAAAUACAGGAAGAAUGAAGCAUUCGUGGAUGUAAUUGAAGAUGUCAAUCUUUUAAUGUCUGCUACAGGAACUGUUCUACGAGCUGAUGUAAAUGGUCAAAUCGUCAUGAGAGCAUAUCUUUCCGGAACACCAGAAUGCAAGUUUGGACUCAAUGACCGAUUAUUAUUAGAUGGUGAUAGUCUUUCAUCUCUACCAUCUGGAAAUCGUAUGGGCACCAAGGCCACCAAAGCAGCAGCUGGUAGCGUCACACUGGAGGAUUGUCAAUUUCACCAAUGUGUCAAGCUAGGAAAGUUCGAUACCGACAGAAUUAUCUCAUUCAUACCUCCUGAUGGAGAAUUCGAACUCAUGCGCUAUCGAGCCACCGAAAAUGUCAAUCUGCCAUUUAAAAUCCAUGCUAUUGUGAACGAAGUGGGUAAAACAAAGGUCGAAUACAGUAUUGCGAUUCGAGCCAAUUAUGGUAGCAAGCUCUUCGCCACCAAUGUUAUUGUUAAGAUUCCGACACCUCUAAAUACUGCUCGAAUCACCGAUCGAUGUACACAAGGAAAAGCAAAAUAUGUGCCGGAGGAGAAUGUUAUUAUAUGGAAGAUACCAAGAUUUACCGGACAGAAUGAAUUUGUUUUGAGCGCCGAAGCUACAUUGACAAGUAUGACGAAUCAGAAGGCAUGGUCAAGACCUCCGUUGAGUUUGAACUUUAGCUUGUUGAUGUUCACAAGUUCAGGGCUGUUGGUUAGAUAUUUGAAGGUGUUUGAGAAGAAUAAUUAUUCAAGUGUAAAAUGGGUGAGAUAUAUGACCAGAGCAGGGUCUUAUGAGAUACGGUGAGUUUGAAUCCUAUUGAUAUUUGAAAACAUCACUAAUAAAUAUCUAGGUUUUGAUCAUGGGUGUCAAAUUGGGAUGGCGUUUUAGGGAGCGCAGCAUUGCCUAGGCGUCGGAGUAGACGG
Sclerotinia trifoliorum is the source of this 1603-nucleotide messenger RNA. Lineage: Eukaryota; Fungi; Ascomycota; Leotiomycetes; Helotiales; Sclerotiniaceae. The record is from the annotation of a GenBank genome assembly.